Monopterus albus (swamp eel) is the source of this 1156-nucleotide messenger RNA. RefSeq names its product forkhead box protein P1-like. The transcript has 10 exons. Gene Ontology annotation, biological process: regulation of transcription by RNA polymerase II. Gene Ontology annotation, molecular function: RNA polymerase II cis-regulatory region sequence-specific DNA binding; DNA-binding transcription repressor activity, RNA polymerase II-specific. Gene Ontology annotation, cellular component: nucleus. Lineage: Eukaryota; Metazoa; Chordata; Actinopteri; Synbranchiformes; Synbranchidae. The record is from RefSeq and is a predicted model, not a curated record. The coding region runs from base 60 to 968 and encodes 302 amino acids.
GUCAAGUUUCUCAAACUUUCAGCCAACAACAUGAAACUACUGCAGCUGUCUCCAUUUGCAUGAAAGAGGUGGAUGCAAGCCGUUUUCAUCAGGCCUCUUCACCACAGAUGGGCUCCAAUCCAAAGCAAAGCCAUCAUUCGCCCCCCUUGAGGAGAGAUGGUCCGAAGCAGAGCUCCUUUGAGGCCAGGCUUCACGAUGGCAUCCUUGAGGGAAUCAGUGCUCUGUUUGUCAGUGGCCUUUGCCGCUGGCCUGGCUGUGAUGUGAUAUCUCAAGAUUUUCCUAGUUUCUUAAAGCAUCUCCAGUCUGAUCACAGCCACGGUGACAGAAGUUUUGCUCAGUGGAAGGUCCAACUGGAUAUUGUUCAGUGCUUGGAAAAUCAGCUCAUCCUGGAAAAACAAAAACUCAUUGCAAUGCAACAUCAUCUGCACCUCUCCAAGCACAAAUUCAAUGAUUUGAAGGCAGCUUCUGAGUGGCCAUACAGCCUUCCUCUGUUCCUGUCCCAGCCUCAAGUAACAGAGGGAGACAGAGUGCAACAGUGGGACAGUAAACAUCUGGAGGAGUUGGCCCUGCAUGGAUACAGAGCUACUGGUUCUGCCCACCAUCUGCCAGAUUUGGUCCCCAGUAUUGAAUGUUACAAAUACAACAACAUCAGGCCUCCAUACACCUACGCCUACUUGAUAAGAUGGUCUAUCCUUGAGUCCCCUGAAAAACAGCGCACUCUGAAUGAGAUUUACAACUGGUUCACUACCAUGUUUUUCUACUUCAGAAACAACACUGCUACAUGGAAGAAUGCGGUGCGUCACAACCUCAGCCUACACAAGUGUUUUGUGCGAGUUGAGGGAGGAAAGGGAGCUGUGUGGACAGUGGAUGAAAAAGAGUACCAGAGGAGAAAGGGGCAGAAGUAUCAAAGGGACUGUCCUGUAAAGUGGCUCACAUCCUAUUCGCAUUACUAUUCAGAGGGCACCUAAGCACCAGCAGAUGGCAGCACUGAGCUGCUAGAGUCCUAUAUACUUGUAGUGGUAUAUAGAACUGCAUGAAGAACUGAAGAAAUCUGUUGAAAUGUCUUUUAUUUUCAAAUGGCUUUUUAAACAUUGCUGUAUCAUUUGUUUAAUAAAGAUACUUUGUAUGCAUACCUGGAAGCCAUUUUUGUAUUCCC